AUGACCCACGACCAGGGGCCAAGUCGUACCGGGGGAGAUCAAGACAACGCGUUGUCAGCCAACACGGCGGGUUGCCCGUGUACCGUGUUGAACCGGGGGCUCGACCUGGUGCCGUGUCGCUAUUUCAACGCAGGGGUCGCCCGUCACGAGCCGUUGUCUAGGCCUCGGUUUGAUCAUUGUUCGAGGUUUGGUCGACCAGAGCAGAGGCUUGCUUGUCGCACGCCACACGCCUUCUCCUGGCGCACACCCAGGAACAUGCAGGCGGCAACCAGCAUGAGUGGCGGUAUGCGUGCCACCAGCCGGCUGGCUAGUCGCACCGCCACCACCGAAAAACGUGGGCAGCAAUCUUCCAGCCCCUCGUGGUACCGCUUUCACGAUGACCUCAACAAGGCGCUCAACGAGCUCCAUGGCGCCUCCAACGCCACCUUUCUCGUGCUUCGUGGUUCUGAACCCAAUACCUAUCGCCUUCUCGUGCGCUUUAACAAGGCCACUGAGGAAUACUCCAUCCAAGAUCACGGUCGCGGCAAUGGCGUUCAGCUCGUUCAUUCUGAACUGCUCUUUGAUAAUCUUCGCCACCUCGUCGAUUUCUACCAGAGACCAAAGUCCAUUCAGCACCGCGAUCUCCCAUGCGUUUUGCAUAACGAUCGCGAUCUUCACUACCGGUCCAAUUCAGCUGGAGGUCCCAUGUUCGAGAAGCACGUGCAGCUGACGCCCACUCGUCGAGGCCAGCAGCAGCAGCAGCAGCAGCAGCAGCAGCAGCAGCAGCAGCAGCAGCAGCAGCAGCAUACUGCCACUCGUCAUGACGUCCCUGCCGUCACUCGUCGACAUACCUAUGCCCAAGGUUUGUUCAUCUGCUGCUGUCCAGUUCCAGUUCAGCUGGUGGAGUCGCAUGUCCGGAGCCGCAUCUCUUCUUUGGAAUCAAGACUCAAAGUUUCGCACCUCGUGCGCAUGUAUACAUGGGCUUGGUUAGGCUUGGGUGAUGAUUAUCACCAACAUCGAAACAGGCUGCAUGAAGAGUCCUACCGCAUCGAGGAAGAAGUGGUGCCCGUCCACUCACCCCGACGCAGUUAUUGGCAAGCUCCGGCACAAGUUCGGCCCAUCAUGACCGAGACAAGGUCCAACACAAGCGUACCCCCUGUGCUGCGCUCUCGCUCAGAGCCCGCCAUCAUGACCAACAGCCAUGCCUUUGCUCAGCAAACGCUGUUGACGGUGCCCGAGUCUGACGUUGCCAGCUUUGCCUCACCACAUCUGACACAGCCUACGGCUGUGCCGAUGCAGGCCAUGCCGUCUGCGGGCAUGCCACCACCCUCAGCUCAAUCUUUUGCCACGACAAGCAUGGCUUCCCAAUUCUCCCAGGCUUCCACUGGCAUGCACCAGCAACCCUCAACCCUGCCCUACCCACCACCCACCGGGUGGCUACAGCAACAGGCUUACGAGCCUGCCUGGUGGCAGCUUCAAAUGUCGCGUUUUGACGCUCAUCGCCUGUUGAAAGGCAUGCCACCUGGCAGUUGUUUGGUGCGCCGCAGCGAAAACUAUGCGGACCGUCUAGUCUUGAACUAUAUCGUGGAUGGACAGGUUUUUGAUGAAUACAUUUAUCACGUACCUACCAGCGAUGGCGCCUCAGGACUUUACUUUGAACGAUGUCCCGAGGUCAUCUUCCCAUCGGCCCUCGCAUUCAUGGAGGAGUUUUCUGGUCACAACGAGGUGUUCACGGUUCCGUUGCGGCCGCUUCCAGAGGAGACUUUUCAGAACGGCAUGUUCAUGGUGGAGUCGCCUGCAACCCCCAUGUUUGGCACGGAGGAGAACCUAGAACGCAACCGACUGGCCAAGGCCGCAAGCAGCAACCGAAGUGACGGACAACACCGCCACCGCCACUACCGCCAUCAUCGUCAUCACCAUCACCACAAUCGCGACCAUGAAGAUAAGCGCACAAGCCACGGCACUCGCCAGCACAAAUCUCGUCACCGCCACAGCCCCUCGCCCAACCUCAUUCGCCGAGAUGAGGGCACUCAGUUGCAGCCUCCCGUCGAGUCCUCGCAAUCAAACAUGGUACACAUGGACGUGGAUCAAAUGCGGCGACGACCUCGAAUGCCUCUGCCGACCGAACAAACGCAGCCGCCAGUUCGACAGCCGCAACCCGAGAUCACCGUGGAAAGCAUUGCAGGCAGUGUGAGUUCACACCCACAACCCACCGAAGUAGAACCAACUACAACGCCGAGUGCCGCAUCAGCAACAGCAACAGCCGCGGCCCCUGCCGCGGCGUCGAACCGAGGUCUGAAUCAUCAAGCCACCGUUGUUGAGGGCCCUGUCGAUGAACCCCAGUCGACAGCAACAGCCGCUGUUAGCCAUCGGUCUGGCAUUGCGGAUGCCCACGCUGUUUCUGCAGCACCCGUCUUUGCAAGCCCCCCACCAUCCGUAUCCGCUGCACCCCCGCCCACCAGCGUGAGCGCUGAGCCUGCCGCUGCCACUUCAGGCGAGUUUCAGCGCGAUGCGCAAGGGCACCCUGUACUGUCGACCUUUCCAUACCAAACCAAUACCGAUUACCGUCGGGAGGACCAGUCCUCUCUGGCUGCUCCCCGCGCCCCCGAGUCUAGCCUUGGCAGCCAGAACAACAGACAGCGCGUGCUGCGCUCAGAGUCAAACGUGAGUCAAGAAUCACACGACUUUGAGCCACACCCUUUUGGUCUGAACGAGGUUAUCCCAUUCUGGUACCGUAUGGAUUUGAAGAUGGAGGAGGCCCAUGCCGCCCUGGCAGGUGGCAAGACAGGCGACUUCUCCGUCCACCAAAGUGAUAAGGCGUCCCCCUUUGCCGCCCUUUCCUACGUGGGCAAUGACGGGCUGGUGGCCUCCAAGGACAUCUUUUUCGACUGCAAGACGGGCAAAUUCCGACUUCAGGGCCGCAAUGCUUGGUUCUCAACCGUGACCGAAGUCGUCCGCAAUGCCUCCGACCCGCACGGCAAGCGAUCCACGCGGUCAAAAACUCGCCCCGCCACCAUUCCCGAGGGACAGACCCUGCCCACGGACAAUGGCAUGCCGCCACCUCAAAAUGCAGCCACGGAAACGGCCCCUGCCGCGACUGCGCUCUAA
Molecule: messenger RNA, 3087 nt
Organism: Monosiga brevicollis MX1
Lineage: Eukaryota; Choanoflagellata; Craspedida; Salpingoecidae
Exons: 8
Coding region: 1-3087 (1028 amino acids)
Source: RefSeq, a predicted model, not a curated record